AUGCCCCAGUGGGAUCAGGAUAAGUUACAUACCCUCUUCGUACCAAGUGAUGUUCAACAAAUCAAUCGCAUUUGUCCAUCAAUCACUAAUGUAAGGGAUACUCUCUCUUGGAUUCAUACGCCGCAUGGUUUCUCUACUGUUAAAUCAGGAUAUUUUGUUAUGCGAAACCUAAUAACUGAGCAUUCCUCUUCUCUUGUACAUCUUACUGCAAACUCGUCUUUGUUUAAAACUGUUUGGAAAACAAAUGCUCCUCCAAGACUUAAAUCUUUCUGGUGGCGACUUUUAUGCAUCAUUGCAUCUGGGUUCAGGUUAAUGAUACUUAUGCUCAGCCCAACUAGGAGCCUCAUUUACAUCAUAAUGCCGCCUCGCUACAACACCUUUGUAGUACUUGUCUUUCUUAUUGUUGUUGUGUGGCUGCCUCUUGGAUUGCACCAAACACAACUGCUGGAGUGGCUUUCCAGUUCAUGUUCCAUAAACCCCCUGCAAACUCCAGAAGAAGCUGAAGCUAUGGCCCUGAAAAUGGCGGUGCAAGAAAUCACAAAGCUUAAUUACAAGGAAGUAACUUUUCUGGGAGCUUGUUCACCGUUAUAUCUACCACUUAGUAUUUCAGCUGACGACAAGGAAACUGACACUACACUUCACUCCAUUACAAUGGAUGUUCAAGACAUAUAUCGGUUAGCAAAGUCGUCGCACCACAUCUUUGUUUGUAUCUCGCGAACG
This is a messenger RNA of Thlaspi arvense, 720 nucleotides long. NCBI's taxonomy places the organism in Eukaryota, Viridiplantae, Streptophyta, Magnoliopsida, Brassicales, Brassicaceae. The record is from the annotation of a GenBank genome assembly.